AUGCUGAACGUCGACGAGUGUUACGUCGAAGUUUUGCGGCUCGUGAAACAGGCUGGCUCGAUCAUCAGGGAAAAAAUCAACCAACGUAAAGACGUGCUCACGAAGUCGUGCGACGUUGACUUAGUUACACAAUGGGAUCAAGAGGUAGAGAGAUUUUUAAUCGACGAAAUAACGACGAGAUAUCCCGAGCACGAAUUUAUCGGCGAAGAGUCGGCUGCUUCGGGUCAGAAGAUCACGCUAACGGAUGCGCCAACAUGGGUAAUCGACCCGAUCGAUGGUACGAUGAAUUUCGUUCACGGCUUACCACACACAUGCAUAUCGAUCGCAUUGCUCAUUAAUAAAACGGCGGAGAUAGGAAUAGUGUAUAAUCCGAUUUUGGAGCAGCUUUUCACCGCCCGUAAAGGCCAGGGCGCUUUUCUUAACGGCGCUCCGAUUCGCGUAUCCGGCGAAAAAGAACUGCGCAAGGCACUAUUGAUGGUAGAGAUGGGAACGAGCAGAGACCCGGAGAAAAUGAAAAUAGUUUUGGAAAAUAUAACACUUCUUACUUCACGUGUUCACGGAAUACGAGCGCUCGGUUCGGCGGCCUUGAAUAUGUGCAUGGUGGCUCUCGGUGGCGCCGACAUCUCCUUCGAGUUUGGCAUACAUGCGUGGGACAUCGCAGCGGGGGAUCUUAUAGUGCGAGAAGCUGGCGGUGUGUCGAUAGAUCCAGCUGGAGGUCCGUUUGAUGUAAUGAGCAGAAGAACGCUGUGCGCAUCGUCGAUAGAAUUAGCUCAACAACUCUCCCAAGUACUAAUUCAAUAUUAUCCGACGCGGGACUGAAAAGCCUGAAAGUUUCGUACGGAAGAUGAAAACUUACGUUUCACAUGAGUGUCAAAUUAGAUAAUCAAUAUAUCGUAAAUAUUAUCAUUUUAAAGUAAGAAACUUAAAUCGAAGUUACAUAUACUGUAAAAUAUAUAGAGUCACGUACAAUUUUAUUUAGAAAUUAUUGGCGAAAUCUUGACUGUCUUUAAAACAUUUGAGUCUUUUAGAAUAAGAGAAAAGAUAAUAAAGCAACAAAAUUAUUUACUUAUAUUUAAAGCUAACGUUGUAUGUCAGUAUUCGUGUAUUUAUUCAUGUAAACGGUCAACUAGAUAUAAGAAUCGUUUACAAAACUGAAUUAUUUAUUAAUUAUAUAAAAAUAAUUUAUCGAUCUCAAUGAAGUUUAAAUAUGGUGUCGCACUUAUCAGUUGUAUGGUGCAUAUAAAUAUUAUAUACAACUAAAGGGAGAACCAAAUUGAUUUUUACGAAUAAUUCCAAGGAUAUAUGCGCUAAUAUCUAAACUGAACGCAUCCUAUUUUAUGUAAUGUUAAUAAAUCGCUAUGUACUUAGUAUUUCUUAUAUUUCAGAUUAUAUUUUACUUAAGACAUACUCUUUCCAAGUCAAGAAAGAAAUAUUCCUACUUUAAAGAAAUGAGUGUGUGU
Molecule: messenger RNA, 1460 nt
Organism: Dinoponera quadriceps
Lineage: Eukaryota; Metazoa; Arthropoda; Insecta; Hymenoptera; Formicidae
Product: inositol monophosphatase 1-like
Exons: 6
Coding region: 1-819 (272 amino acids)
Biological process (GO): inositol metabolic process; phosphatidylinositol phosphate biosynthetic process; signal transduction
Molecular function (GO): inositol monophosphate 1-phosphatase activity
Source: RefSeq, a predicted model, not a curated record